Trichogramma pretiosum is the source of this 1370-nucleotide messenger RNA. Its product is annotated as RAB6A-GEF complex partner protein 2. Gene Ontology annotation, biological process: retrograde transport, endosome to Golgi. Gene Ontology annotation, cellular component: Golgi membrane; Ric1-Rgp1 guanyl-nucleotide exchange factor complex. The record is from RefSeq and is a predicted model, not a curated record. Lineage: Eukaryota; Metazoa; Arthropoda; Insecta; Hymenoptera; Trichogrammatidae. Bases 178 to 1317 code for a protein of 379 amino acids. The transcript has 7 exons.
GGGAGAUCCGAUUACAGUGUGAUUUUGAUUGCCGGUGCAUAUUUGCAUUGUUUUUGUGUGAUCAUAAACAAAGUACAUGAUACAUACAUUUAAUGCUUUAUAAAAGUUUUUUUGCCACUGACAUAUUGAAGAAGUAUUUUGACAUUAGUGCACAAGAUAGCAAGUUUCAAAACGAAUAUGGUUGAAAUUACUGCAACAUUACUCAAUGGCUCAACAUUUUUUACUAAUGAAAGUAUAGAAUGUUUGAUUACAUUAAGCUGUCCUGCUAAACCAGAACUUGAAGUUGCUCAAGGAAGCAGCAAUUCUGUAGAAAGCAUAGCUUGGGUGAGUGCUCAAAUUCAUUGCCAGUGCUCAAUUAAUGAAAAGUUGAUUGAAGCUGAUAAAGUGCUUGGUAAUACAAAACCUGUAGCUGGAACUAGUGACACAUCAUUUGCUCCAUCAAACAAAGAUAUUGGGCAUACAAUUUUAAACACAAAGCCAAAAAUAUUGAUCUGCGAUUUGAAAUUAAAACCUGGAGAACGUAAAUCAUUCAGUUAUAAAGAAGCAAUACCAAGUAAUUCUCCACCUUCAUAUAGAGGAUCAGCCGUGAAGUAUGCAUAUAAAAUUACCAUUGGUGCCCAACGAGUGAAUCAACCAACAAAACUGCUGAAGAUACCUUUUCGAGUAUUAUCUUUGAAAGAUUUACCUGAAGGUGCUGCCUGCAGUGAAAGUGCAGAAUUAACACCUAACAAUCCAUUUUUAGAAGGUCCAAAAGAGACUCCAACUGAAAUUGCCAUGGAAUUAUUAGAGAAUAUAACAGCUAGAAGAAGUCCAAAUUUUUAUAACAUUACAAAUGGAAAUGGAAAAGUUGUAAGAUUUUGUCUUUUCAAAAAUAAUUAUAAACUUGGUGAAGAUAUUGUUGGUACAUUUGAUUUUUCCAAUUCAAAUGUGACAUGUACUCAGAUAACAGUUACUCUGCAAUCAGAGGAACACAUCGCUGAAGAUUAUUUAAAGGGAAAAGCUGCACCUGCUAUAAAUGAUUCGAAUAAACACUCUGAGGUUGUUUUGGGCUACAUGCAUACCUAUUUAAACUUACCAAUUCCUUUUCAUAUAACACCAGAUUUCAGUACAGAUUUAGUGACUUUAAAAUGGAGACUACAUUUUGAAUUUGUUACAUCUGUGAAACCACUUGAAUUUCCCACUGAAGAAACUAUGAGCUGGCAAGCGCCCAUUUCAUUAGAAGUUGAACCUAUGACUUGGGAUUUGCCAAUACACUUGUACCCAACCCAAAUUCCUCCAAAUAUUACUCCAGUUGUACAAAAUAGCGAUAUUAUUUAAAGCGAUAAUAUUUUUGUACAUAUAUUUUAUAAAAUCUCAUUAGAGAAUAAGUG